AUGGGUCGUCUUUCUUUUCUGAUAAAAUGGCAUCAACUUCACAAGCCGUUGAAGUUCUUGAUUUUGCUCUUGGUCUUGUUUUCAUCUGAAAGAGAUGUCGUUUUGGGUUCUGGUUCGGAUAGAUCUGCUCUCUUGGAGCUGAAGGAUUCAAUUUCGGAUCCUUAUGGUGUGCUGACCAGCUGGAAUUUGAAUAACCGGGAUCACUGCUUGUGGGCCGGGGUCUUAUCGAUGCCCUUCAAUGAAUUGAGUGGUUACAUUCCUGUGGAGAUUUGGGGUAUGGAAAAGCUUGAAGUUCUUGAUCUUGAAGGAAAUUUAAUUUCUGGGUCGUUGCCAUCCCAGUUUAAAGGCUUGAAAAUUUUAAAAGUUCUUAACUUGGGAUUCAAUGAGAUUUUUGGGGGAAUGCCAAGUUCACUCUUGAAUUGUAUGGGUCUACAGAUCUUGAAUUUAGCUGGAAAUCAAGUGAAUGGAUCUAUUCCAAGGUUUAUUGGUGAGUUUAGAAAUUUGAGGGGGCUUUACUUGUCAUUUAAUCUGCUUGGUGGUUCGAUACCUGGUGAUGUUUGGGAUAAUUGUGGAAAGCUUGAACAUCUGGAGCUGGCAGGGAAUUUCUUCACUGGAAGCAUUCCAAAAAGUCUUGGAAAAUGUAGAGGGCUGAAGACACUUCUGCUGAACAAUUUCGGUGGUGCUAUACCAUCUGAUCUUGGCAAUUGUACGAUGUUAUCUGUCCUUGUGUUGUCAAACUUGUGGGAUCCUCUUCCCAACAUCUCUAGUUUUAGAAGUGAUAUCUCAACUGAAAAGUUGGCACUUAUUGCUGAUGAGUAUAAUUUAUACGAAGGCACAAUUCCAGCUGAAAUUACUAGUCUUUCAAGCUUGAGGAUGGUAUGGGCCCCUCGAGCAACUCUUGAUGGAAAGUUGCCUGAUAGUUGGGGUUUUUGUGCCAACUUGGAGAUGUUGAAUUUGGCUCAAAACUAUUACUCAGGGAAAGUCUCUGAGGGGUUAGCAACUGCAAGAAACUGCAUUUUCUUAACUUGA
Molecule: messenger RNA, 1029 nt
Organism: Fraxinus pennsylvanica
Lineage: Eukaryota; Viridiplantae; Streptophyta; Magnoliopsida; Lamiales; Oleaceae
Source: the annotation of a GenBank genome assembly